Molecule: messenger RNA, 3800 nt
Organism: Neodiprion fabricii
Lineage: Eukaryota; Metazoa; Arthropoda; Insecta; Hymenoptera; Diprionidae
Product: zinc finger and BTB domain-containing protein 49-like
Exons: 8
Coding region: 582-3122 (846 amino acids)
Biological process (GO): regulation of transcription by RNA polymerase II
Molecular function (GO): DNA-binding transcription factor activity, RNA polymerase II-specific; RNA polymerase II cis-regulatory region sequence-specific DNA binding
Source: RefSeq, a predicted model, not a curated record
GGAUGCAUGCAUGUGUAAUUUACUACGCGCCGCGGUGCUUCGAUUCGUCGUGAAUGCAGGCCAGUAUAUUCGUAAAUGCAUACGUACGUCACACAUGGAGAUUUCUCAGCACCGCACCGAUCAAUCAUGCAUUAAAAUGUCAGCCGGCAUGUUGCAUGACGAGAGUUUAAAAAACAAGAGGCUGGUUAUUCGUGUUGUUCUAUGCGAUCUGCGUCGUAGAGACUCAAACAGGCAACUAAUGGCUUGCCGUCGCGGAAUUUGAGGUUAACGUUAAUUUCAAUACCCUUUUUCCACAAAUUUAAUUGUGCUCUCGUCGUUUGUUUUUGUCACCGUUUCGAUAUCGAAAUUCUAUGCUACGUAACGAUCAUCGGACUAUAAUGGAGGUAGCAUCUGAACUCGCGUUUUGCAAUUAGUAUAUCUAAUGGUCAAACGUUGAGGUUAUACUCUGAGUGCAGACCUAGUUAGACAGCAAGUCACUUAUAAAUCAGUUAUUUAAUAUGCACGAUUUUUUCUUACCCUCUUGUCCCAGGAAUAUAACACGAUUGUUGUUAUCUGCAGGUUCAGAAUAAAAACAAACAAAGAUGAUGGGACGAAGUAAGUGUCCGAACUGUGGAGAAAAUACAAACGCAUCAUCUUCGCGCCUUAUCGAAGAUGCUUGUGGCCACAGGAAAUGUCGAAUUUGUCUCGUCGAUGAGGAGGACGGAUGUAAGACUUGCCAGAAUACGCCACACAUUCAGAAGAUUGGCAACUUUGACUAUCCAGUACGCUCCUCCCAACUGGAAUCUAUGCCUCUGGUUUCCAGUGUAUCUAAACCUCGUUCUGAGAAAGAAGAAACUCCCUCGCAGCCUCUGGAACUUGUGAUGAACAAGAUGCCAGACCAUGAUCGAGUUCAAUUUGACGAGCAAGAUUCGUGUGAAUCGGAAAGUUCUGGUCGCCAAUCGGAUUGGGUUGAUGAUCAGAAUAUAAGCGCUGAAAAUAUUCCAGGAAUAUUGAACUCGAAUCACAAUAACUCUGCGGCUUUGGCGCAGCGAUAUGUUACAUCUGAAACAGGGUUUAAUGCUAGCGAGCAAGUCACAGAACUCCAAGCACCUGUUAUCCUCCAAACUCAUGCCCAAAAAAUGGAACCACUGGAACUAGUCACCGACGUACGAUUCUCUCCAAAAACCGAAAACAACCAUCAGAACAUGCCAUCUCAGAUAAGAAAUAGAAACGAAAAAAGUGAUGAAACGAUCGAUAUUCCUGAACAAGAAGAAUCAAAAAAAGUAAAGGGACGCAAGAAUAGUAAGCUGAAAAGAAGUCAUAUAUCCAUUAUACCAGGGCCACCAGAAACGUACAGGUGUAACAUAUGCGGAAAAACUUUUAAGAGUGCUACGGCACAGAGAUAUCACGAUUCCUGUCUCACUGGGAUAAAACCGUACAAGUGUACCAUAUGCGAUAGAAGUUUUGUCAAGCAGUCACACUUUCAGUAUCAUGAACGAACACACACCGGCUACAAACCUUUCAAAUGUUCAUUCUGUGGAAAAGCAUUUCCGCAGCGUAAUAAACUCAACAGGCAUCUUCAUUGUCACCAAGAUGAAAAACGUUACAAAUGUUCCAUUUGCGAGAAACGAUAUAGCAGUCAAAAUGAUUUGAAGAGUCACAUGAACGUCCAUACCGGCGUUAUGCCAUAUACAUGCCAAAUUUGCAAGAAAUCGUUUCGCGAGGCAACCAAUUUGACGCGUCACAUGCAUACGCAUUCUAAUGAACGACCUCAUAUGUGUGAACAAUGUGGAAAGAGCUUCAAAGAUAAAAGCUUGCUGGUUCGUCACAGGCGUACGCAUGGAAAGGAGCGCCCAUUUUCAUGCUCAGACUGCUCUAAAGUAUUUCUAUCCAAAAGUGAGCUGAGUCGGCAUCUCGCAGUGCAUUCCGACGACAAGCCGUUUCCUUGCCAGUUUUGUAGCACUGUAUUCAGACGAAAGGACAAUCUUAAUCGGCAUAUGAGACAUCAUCAUUCGGAGGAUCAAACCUCAACGUCAGAAAACAAAACUAAAAACCGGGAGGACGAGACUCGGCCAGUGAAAUUAAAGCCAGCUAUUACUUCUAAACCAAAAACGAAAUCAAAAGGAAAGUCGAGAGCCAUUUCGGCUGUGUUACCAAAGAGUCCGUGCAAAAUGUCACUUCAUUAUCUAAAUUCCCAUGCGCAAAUUGACUCUCAAUUGGAUUGCAGAAGUAAUGUUACACCGGUUAUAAGGACGACUAGUGAGUUGAGUAAUGCUGUGCCUGUAAUCAAUGGACCAAUUAGUAUCAAACGACCAGAAGAGAAGAUGAAUUCUCCAAAAAAAGCUUUCACUCAUACAGAACCAAUUCCACUGGCCGAAGCAGUCGUUAUAAACCGUAGAAUCGAAGAAAAGUUAUAUCCCAAAACAAAUUUAAAUCAUGACUGUUAUUUCCAAUCUGACUUUUGCAACAGGAUUGACAGACAUUCGGUUCACAAGAUAAUACCCCUCCGACCAAAUACUUCCAACAAACCAAUGACAGUUGGCAAGAUUCAGAGCCCUGAAAGAUCACAAUUCGAAGCACAGUCUAAAAAAACGCAGCCUUCUCUACCUGAGAAGCUGCUUUUUUCGGAAAAUCAAAUUACGCAGCUUGAAACAGUUAAAACAUUGACUGAAUGUCACGAUACAAAAGGCAUGAACAUCCCAAGGCAUACAGUUCCAAAAAAACGUGCAAUAGAUCAGUUGAAAUCGAAACCUAUAACUGAUUACUCUUCGAACUUCCUAACAGUAUUUUUACCGGAAACUCUGUCAAGCACAACCAAGUGUGAACCAGAGAGAGCUAAUUGUGUACCUACAAUUACAAAAGCUAGAUGUGCAAAUAGCAGGAAUGACUUGAGAGAGUCUAAUUUAUCCACCGCAUGUGGCCCAGAUAACUUUGCAUCAAAUGAAAUUAAUGUAAUACAUAUAGAAGGUGUAGAAAAGUCGUCGAAUGUUAAGAAGUUGAGCGAUAUACAUUGGAGACGGAGGACAUCGGAGAUACUAAGACCUCGCAUCCAUGGAUUCAAUUCUUACAUAAAUUGUCAAUUGUCUAAAUUAGAAAUGCCCAACGAAUUGACUGAUGUAAAAAUGGUAGGGGCUAGAAAAUAAUUUUACUAACGUUUACAAAAUUUAAUCCGGUUCGAAGGUCGGAUUGCAUUGAAGGUAUGUGAUAUAAGAAAAUUGAAUAGACUCGGAAUUGCGAAUGAUGUGAUAUUUUGAUUGAAUAAUGUUUAUUCUUAUUUUCAUAAGACUUCUUACAAAACUAUCUUAUGUAUUAUAUUAUAUGUAUAUACACGUUAACUAUCAUGUGGUAAUUAAACUUUACAACUCUUCUUUUCACGUAAAACUGAAAUUGAGGCGAAUGAAUUGAAUAUUUCUUCUAUUCGAGUUUUAUAAUAAACUUUUAUAUUGUUUAUAUUUCAGUAAAGACCUUAUACAGUACUCAAUUAUUAAUAAAACAUUUUUAUUCUUAAUUACAACCCUAAAACUGUCGUAAGCUUUACAGCGAUAAAAGUUACAUAACUUAUUGUCAUGUUAAAACUGAACUUCGAACUUGUCGAAAGUUGUCACUAAAUAAAUGAAAUACGUAUAUAUAUAUAAAGCACAUUUUCUAGAAUGAGUUUCAGUCAGGAUAUUACACUCACAAGCCACUGAGCAAGAUGCUCAGCUUAAUUACUAUGCAACUUAAGACAACUUUUAAAAAUCAUUUGAAUUUCAAAUAUUAGUGACUAUAUGCUUCGAAAUCGCGUAAAACUGGAGAAGAGAUCAUUUGAACGCUGGUGAUGG